AUGGGCCGCUGGGGCGACCUGGGGCCCGGCUUCCCGCGGCCCGCGCCGGCUUGCCCGGGCGAGGACCCGUCGCUGGCGCUGCUUCUGCGGCCCGGGGUCUCUGAGGAUGGGGCGCGCGCGAGCGCCGCGCGCAUCCAGCAGGCCUGGCGGGGCUCGCGUGCGCAGGCGCGCCUGCGCGCCGCGAGGCGGCGGCUCCAGGGCCUGGACCCGCCCGCCGGGGGCGUCGGCGAGAGCGCCGCGGCAGCCGUGGCGCGGGCCGCCAGGCCCUGGCACUGCGUGGUAGGCACCCGCCCGCCCCACGCCGAGCCCGCGGGGGCCCGCGGCGGGGACGACGCCGAGGCCCUCUGGGACGAGGCCGCCGCGUUCCGCCGGAUCUCGGCGGAGCAGGCCAUGGCCACGCAGGCCCGCUGGCUGCGCGGCGGUGGCGGGGGCCCCGACCGCGGCCUGCUGGAGGAGGCGCUCGCCUGGGACGAGACGCAGCAGCUCGUCCUCGCGAUGUCGCGCCUGGAGCAGAGGCUGCAGCUGCGGCGGCAGGAGCUCGAAGGCCCACAGGCGACCGCCUUUCGCCCGCCGUGCGCCGUCGGCGCGGCGGCCUGCUCCGAGCUGGAGGCCAAGCUGACCGCCUGGCAGAGCUCGGCGCAGCAGGGGUCUGCAGAGGCCAGUGGCCCUGGCUCUGCCGCGGCGCUGGGGCUGCUGCUGCUGCCGUGCCUCUGCCUUUUCCAGCUCGUGGCCGCGGGCAGCUACCUCCACAGGGGCAAGCUCGAGGACGCCCGGCGCGCCCUCGGGUGGGUGGAGAGCGCGGUGGCGGCCGCGCAGCCUGGCAGCUUCCUGUCGGCGGCCGGACCGCAGCUCUGCGCUCGGGUGGCCCUGUACAUUGCCGGGGGCGCGCUGCGCUCCUCGGAUUACGUGGCAGCGGUGGAUGCUGGGAUGCAGGCGCUGGCGCUGCUGCGAGAGCGCGACGGCCCUCGAGAUUUCUGGCCCGCCCACUGCUGGGAGCUCGCGGCGUGCCACCGGGCAGUCGCCCUGGGGCUCGCUGGUCAGGGGAAGCACCAGGAGGCGCAGCACGAGCUCGCCGAGCUGCAGAGGCAGCUGGGCGCGGGAGCGUCCGAGGCGGCCGCGCCUCGGCUGGCGGCGUUCCUCUCGGAGGACGUUCGGAUCCUGCGCCUCGAGUGCGACGUGGUGCAGAAGGUGGACCUGGGGCCGCAACCCGUCGGCGCCCCGCCGGAGGUCCUGCAGGCGCUCCGCGAAGACGCCGAGAAAAGCUGCUGGCGAGGGAGCUGCGCAGCGGCCACGCCCGCGGCUGUGCGGCGGCGCUGGUGGCCAAGCUAA
Molecule: messenger RNA, 1329 nt
Organism: Prorocentrum cordatum
Lineage: Eukaryota; Dinophyceae; Prorocentrales; Prorocentraceae
Source: the annotation of a GenBank genome assembly